Molecule: messenger RNA, 2835 nt
Organism: Thrips palmi
Lineage: Eukaryota; Metazoa; Arthropoda; Insecta; Thysanoptera; Thripidae
Product: androgen-induced gene 1 protein-like
Exons: 4
Coding region: 76-870 (264 amino acids)
Cellular component (GO): endomembrane system; membrane
Source: RefSeq, a predicted model, not a curated record
CAGCUGGCCGCCCCGCCCCCGCCGCGCCGCAGGACCCGACCCGACCCCAGCCAGGGCCAGGACCCUUCCGCCACCAUGGCGCCCUCGCCUUCGCGGUCGCGCUCCGUGAUGACCCUCGUCUGCGCCAUCAUCCACUUGGUCGGCGCCGUGCAGUUCACGUUCGCCGUCUUUUAUGACUGGACCAGAGUCAAAAUCCCGCGCGAGGUGCAGGAGAUGGGCAGCGGCUUCGGGGGCAAGCUUGUCUACCUCACCUUUUGGGACGCGAUUCUUCAAGCUGUGUACUUCACAGUUUGCCUCAUAAAUGAUGCUGCGGGGGAUCACUCACCAAAUCCACCAAACCCGCCACUUAUCAGGAGGAUUAAGGACUACAUGUUCGCAGCGUUUGCCUUCCCAAUUGCUAUGUUUGUUGGUGUUACAUUCUGGUCCAUUAUGGCAAUUGAUAGAGAGUUAGUUUUACCAAAGAAACUUGAUGCAUACUUCCCUUUCUGGUUGAAUCACAUUAUGCAUACGAAUAUUGUCAUCUUCAUUCUCCUGGAGAUGUUCUUGUCAUGCCGUAAAUACCCCACCAAAAAGAAGGGACUUGCAGGACUUACAAUCUUUAUGGCCACUUAUCUAUCAUGGACAUUUGUGAUUUAUUAUAAUACCAACCUCUGGGUUUACCCUGUCAUGAAUGUGAUGGACUGGCCGUCUCGAAUUUUCUUCCUCCUUGCCAUGCUGGCUUUCUGUCUCAUACUUUAUCUUGUUGGCGAUUUCAUCAACAACAAGCGAUGGGGUGAGUUGCUGCGUCCAGAAAAGGAUAAGGCAGAAAUUCCGAAUCCUGACGAAACUCUGCCUAUGACAGAAGUUGAUAUUAAGGAUGGUUCUGUGUAAAUUUUCACAAGGCAACUCUGAAAAAAUGCUAUUGCAAUGGCACUAUUAAUUUGUGCGCACGUUGGUUAGCGUAUGAUAAAUGAAGACUGACAAGGAUUUAAGCCAUAUCUUAAAGUAUACCUCCUCCUGAUGGGUCAAAUACUCUUACAAGUCAUCACAUCAAUUAGUCGUACUAUAAAUACUUUGUAGUCAACUUUGGCCUCAACCUUUUUUUUUCCUGUUUUUUUUUUUAAAUGUUUUGUAGCAAAGUCACAGUAGAACUUUGUAGUAGUGGUUCAUGUUGGCUGAGCUCCAGGCUAUGUUCAAAUUUCCUUGUGGCCUAUUUACUGUGAUUAUAAGAUUGCAUGACAACAUUGUCAUUUGUAGUGUCAUUUUUAUGUUGUAGUUCAUGGUUAGUUAGAAACUUGUGUUGAAAUUCAUUGUUUGAUUGGUCAAAGUUCAUUUUUGUUUUUGUUUCUUAAGUAAGAACCACAUCUCAUCACCUUAGUGCAUGGUAUUUUUUGUCUCACUUUUGUACAUAUCUGUAGACUUGUUCUAUUCUCUCAUUUUUGAAUGAUUGUAAUUUUGGAUUCAUUUAGAUCAUUGGUUUUUGAUUUGUUUUAUUUUAUUUUCUAGACUCCAUUUGUCUUUUGUGUGUCUUCAAACUGUUUUUAUCAGUAUGCUUUUCAUUAGACCCAGCAUCAUGGUGUAAAAAGAUUUUUUGUUAGUAAGUAGCUCUGUGAUCAGCCUAUUUGUUGGCCAGUUUAUGAUUUUGUGUAUGUAUUUAUGUACUUUGUGUACGGAAUAUUUGAUUCCGAGUUCAUACAUAGGUAGGAUAUUAUUUAACAUAUUGGAAAUUAAUUAUGCAUGUUGGCUACAAGAAUCUUUAAAUCUCUAAAUAGGUGUCCUUUGUUUUGUUUUUUUAUUUGGAACACCAUUGUAUUUAGUGAAUCCAGUACUUUGGGUCUUUCCUAUUUUCUGCUGCUUCUCACACAAGAAAGUACUUACUCUGUUGAAUUUUGGUACUUAUAAACAUGUCCCUUCACUGAACUUUGAUGCUAAGCCACAUUAUAUUUUGGUUUGCUUCCUUUUCCUUGGUUAUAGGUUUGCCAAGGUUUAAUUAUUUCUUGUGGUGAAAUUAGUCAAAUGUCAGGAGCAUGUCAACACUCAUGCAACUAUGAUAAUGGUAGAUAGUGCCAUAGCUAUGUUACCUAUGAGUCAAGGCAGUGCUGCGCUGUGAUAAAAGUUUUGAUUGUGACUGGACUAAAUUUUGCUUGUUGGUUCUGUCAAGUGGUUCAUCUGGUCGAAUUGGAAGUGGCCUGAAAGACCAGUUCACACUACCUGUUCUAUGAUUUAUUGAUUAGAUGUCCAAAAAUUAAUACUGGACAGUUUGUAUGUUGCAAUUAAGUUACCAUUUUUAAAAAUUAAUGCAUUGAGGCAAGCAACGAAGGGUGAGUUUCUCACCUCAUGCUAGAUUUAUCAAGUCAACGAAACAAUUUCUUGUGUUGUAUGUUCCACUAUCCAUCAUCUUUGUUCAUACAAUCCACCAGUGAAUGAGCACUGCUACAGCAAUUUUCUUGAUUUCCUACUUCUCAUAAGGCAAAGGGCAAAGUGCUUUGAUUUAUAAUUUCCCUUUUGCCGGUUUGUUUGGCCCUGCAAGUCUGAUGUUCUAUGAAAUUUCUCAAGAGAUGUUGGGAGUUUUUCUGUGGUCUGUUUUGGCUUCUGUAGGUUUUAGUUAGAUAUUGUACCUGUACAUGUUAGUGGAGAUGUUCUUUUCUACCCCUUUCCCCUUUAUUCUGUGCGUAUGUGUCUUCCCUUAUUACUCUCCUUUUCUGUAGUGUAGAUGCUUGCUAAGCACCUCAAAUUGGAUUUGUGUAUACAAACCCUUCAUAUAAAACCUGAUAUUGGUAAUUUUAUUUGAUAAGACUACUAACAUUCUCUGUGAAUCUUUUACAGCAAAGCAAAUAAAUUCCUUUCCCCUCAGUU